AACAAGUUAUGUUGACAGCUAGCUUGAUGCUAGCUAGUCUUGCGUCAAGACCAGACCCCGAGUCUUAGCUAAUCCCUCACCGACUCUCGUCUUCGAUUCAUAGAUGCGGUGUGUAGUUUCAGUGUGAGUAAUGCAGGAUAGGUACAGCGAGAUAGGCUUCGUCAAGCAAAUACUCGGUUUGAAUUUAGUGCCGAGAAAGAAUGGCACACACCGAGGCAACGACACUCUCAACGACUUCUCAGAGAUGUGGUACGGAGUGUUUCUGUGGGCAGCGGUCUCCUCUCUGGUCUUCCACCUGCCGGCAGCGCUGCUCGCCCUCGCCACACUGCGCCAGCACAAGAUGGCCCGAUUUAUUCCCAUCGCCAUCCUCCUCAUGGGCGUCGUGGGACCAGUUUGUGGGGGAGUCCUCACCAGUGCAGCCAUAGCAGGUGUGUACAAGGCUGCAGGAAAGAGGAUGAUGUCUUUGGAGGCUCUAUUUUUCGGUGUGGGACAAUCUUUCUGUGUCCUCAUCAUCUCCUUCUUCAGGGUGCUUGCCACCCUUUAGCAGCACCGAAGCCUGCCUGGCUGGCCUGCUGGCUGGCCUGCUGGCUGGCCUGCUGGCUGGUUCGCUGGCUGGUUCGCUGGCUAGCCUGCUGGUUGGCUCGCUGGCUGGUUCGCUGGCUGGCCCCGAUGCUGCCGGCUGAGUCGGACGGUCGCACCUUCUCUUGGCGGGACCCGAGUUUAACACGGUACAAGACUAGCUCCCUGGCAAAUCCCGGUACCCAUGUAAACCAGUAGGGCCCGGGACAUGACGUAAUUUUCCUCCUGACGGACCAAGACCAGAGCGGAUUUGAUUGAACUAUGAAAGAAAGAGAGCAUUGUGUAAACUGGAGGUGUGUGUUUGCAGCACUAAGCCUUCUGAAAGAUGUCCACUGCAGGACAGCACAAUGCUGCUUUCACAUCACAGGCUAACCACACUACAUACACUUUUCUCUGAUCUUUAAAAUAUAUUGAAGAUGCGCUCGCAGGGUUAGCAGCAUUUUUAAAUAAUAUUAUUAAAUAAUUAUUAAUAGUUCUUCCUGUGUGGUGUGAAGGCAGUAGGAUGCUGUUCUCCCCUAUCGCCGGGGUUGCAAUUUAGCAGCAGGAUGACACUAACCUUUCUCAGGGGGUGUGUGUGUGUGUGUGUGUGUCUGUGUGUCUGUGUGUCUGUGUCUCUUUUUCACUAUCGGUCUGACAACAGUUUGACUCAUGCAAUGACUGCCGAGAGACCGAAUAACAGGCAGGAAGAUGAUGGUUAUAUGCAAGAUUCUGGCUUUUUUUCCCUCGAGGCCUUAACUUCUUUUUUUUGACUUCCAAAGUGGUGUUUAUCUUCAGGGCUGUCUUUCUUUAACACGGUCUCCUGCUCCUUUCAUUCUGGUCUGACUGCCUGUGUGUUACUGUUCAUUCUUAAUAAGUUAGAAGCACCUGCAACAUGUUCCCUUCUAGCUUUCUCAGCCAAUUUAUUUCAGACAAGCCUACAAGUGAAGAGGUUUUUAUGGGUAAUGUUUUUAUGGGACACAUUUUUAUUUUUUUUAUUCUGCCCUGCAAAUGCAGCCUAUAGAAUGUCUUCAGUUGCUCAUCAUCUUGGUUGGUUUGGUUGUGAGUGAUGUUUGAACACCAGUCCGCUCAGAUUACCAAACAACCCCCUAAAAGAGUUUGUGAUCGUUUCUUUUCUCUCUUUGAAUGAUAGUAUGUUUUUACAGGUGUGUCAUUUUGGGACACUGAACUGAUUUGUAUAUAUUCUAAAUUAUUUCCAGGUCUUUGUAGCUUUUUAAUCUUUAUGACCAAAUAUGUUUUGCUAUUUUUAUUUCUCUGCACUACAUGUAUUACAAUGUAAUACGAUGAUUGAACAGAAGUGCAGUUGUUAGUUGUCGGGCUCAUCAUAUUCCCCCAGUCCUCCGUGGCUGCUUUUAGUUGCUUUGGUAGCCGACAGGUGCUUCUGAAUCACUAUCCCGUGCAGCAUACAGACAAAUGUGAACUCUACACGUCCAACUUUGACCUGUAUGAGAAAAAAGAUGGAGCUUACAAAUGAUGCUGUUUCUGUUUUAACAACUACUUACUCUAGUAGUGAUUUACACUAGCUGCUGACGCCACUACCAGAAAUGUAUUUACUGUUGGCCAGUUGUGACAGGAGUCACUUUUCCAUUGGUUUUGAUUUUAUUUUUGUAUCUUUGUCUUGAUGAAAAGCUGCUUCUGUAAAAACUGCAUCAAGAAAU
Molecule: messenger RNA, 2234 nt
Organism: Perca fluviatilis (European perch)
Lineage: Eukaryota; Metazoa; Chordata; Actinopteri; Perciformes; Percidae
Gene: tmem170a
Product: transmembrane protein 170A
Exons: 3
Coding region: 131-544 (137 amino acids)
Biological process (GO): endoplasmic reticulum tubular network organization
Cellular component (GO): endoplasmic reticulum membrane
Source: RefSeq, a predicted model, not a curated record